Messenger RNA from Pomacea canaliculata, 462 nucleotides. Its product is annotated as 40S ribosomal protein S25-like. Gene Ontology annotation, molecular function: structural constituent of ribosome. The transcript has 4 exons. NCBI's taxonomy places the organism in Eukaryota, Metazoa, Mollusca, Gastropoda, Architaenioglossa, Ampullariidae. The record is from RefSeq and is a predicted model, not a curated record. Gene Ontology annotation, cellular component: cytosolic small ribosomal subunit. Bases 58 to 414 code for a protein of 118 amino acids.
UAGCCUCCCCUGCCGGAUGUGCGCUUCGGCCUCUUUCUGACCAUUUCUGUGAGAAGCAUGGGAGCGAAGAAGGCAGAAGCCAAAGCAGCUAAAAAGGCAGCGCCUGCCACCAAGACGAAGAAAGAAGGAGGUGGUGGUGGGAAAGCCAAGAAGAAGAAGUGGUCCAAGGGAAAAGUAAGGGACAAGUUAAACAACCUUAUUCUCUUUGACAAGGCAACAUAUGACAAACUGUAUAAGGAGGUUCCCAGCUACAAGCUAAUCACACCAUCCGUUGUCUCUGAGCGCUUGAAGGUCAGGGGCUCGCUUGCAAAGCAAGCCCUUCGUGAGCUUCAUUCCAAAGGACUCAUCCGUUUGGUGUCGAAACACAGCUCCCAGCUUAUUUACACACGGACCACCAAGGCUACAGAUGAGUGACAUGGCUGAUAAAAGACUGGUUCAAAUAAAUGUUUGAAAAGGAAAUAA